This is a messenger RNA of Ailuropoda melanoleuca (giant panda), 1640 nucleotides long. It is a transcript of the gene CHCHD7, whose product is annotated as coiled-coil-helix-coiled-coil-helix domain containing 7. Gene Ontology annotation, biological process: mitochondrial respiratory chain complex assembly. NCBI's taxonomy places the organism in Eukaryota, Metazoa, Chordata, Mammalia, Carnivora, Ursidae. Bases 171 to 428 code for a protein of 85 amino acids. The transcript is spliced from 4 exons. The record is from RefSeq and is a predicted model, not a curated record. Gene Ontology annotation, cellular component: mitochondrion.
UCAGUCUGGCGACGCCGCGCGUUGAUUGGGCCGGCGGCCUCCGGGGAGCGGGGGCAGCAAGUUGGGAUGCGCGCUACUUAAGGUCCAGCUGCGUGAGCCAUUGACGUGUUUGGAGCUGGAGACGGCCUGGGCGCUGGCGAAGCGGCCGCUCGAGUAAGAAAACUGUUAAGAUGCCCAUGGUAGCAAGGAGGCUGAGAGAUCCUGACAUAAACCCUUGCUUGUCGGAAUCUGAUGCUUCUACCAGAUGUAUGGAUGAAAAUAACUAUGACAGGGAACAGUGUUCCACUUACUUCUUGAAGUACAAAAACUGCCGGAAAUUCUGGAAUUCUAUCAUGGUCCAGAGAAGACAGAAUGGAGUGAAGCCAUCUAUGCCUACAGCAGCAGAAAGAGACGAGAUCCUGGGGGCAAUGGGAAAGAUGCCUUACUGACUGUUUGCAUUUAAAUUGUUUAUUUCAUUUAGAAAUAGAUGAAUAUUUUUAACGAAGAUUACUGUAAUCUUUUAACCCCUUUCAGGCCUUACCCAGACAGAUCUUAAAUUCCACAAGGGGAGAUAAAGUUAAGUUAGCCUUGCGUCCUUUGUGUUUGCUCUCACUGCCAUGAUGAUAGUCUGCCAGCACUGGCUGUGCCAUGCUGCUGAGUUCUCAUGACUUCCUGAAGGUAAGGGAGCAGUAGGAAAGGUGACGUGAGGAGUGGAGCUUUUCCACUGGGUAACAAGAAAAGGUAACAAGUAAACACUUACUGGCGGUGAAAGGUAGGUGGUGUUUCCAAGGAUGGGAAAUGAUGCGAGCAACAGCAUGGUGGAAAGAAAGCUUAACCUAACUUUGGUGAGUGGUCUGUAGACUGUUCCGCCUAGAGUUUGAGGUGGUUGGUGGAGUGGCAGAACAGACUGGGAAGGUAAGUUCAGGGUGGAUGUGUGGUGGGCCUCAAAUUUCAGUCCAAAGUAAGACCUUUGUGCUCAUUUCACUCCCUUGUCUUUGUUUAAAUAAGGGUAGUACGUUGACUGGGCAGGGAAGCAGGGGUGCAGGAGGGUUGUCUUAAAUAAAUGGACUGCCAAAGAACUGGUUUUCUUUUUUUUUCUUUCUUUCUUUCGGGAAAGGCUUUAGUUAAAGGAUUCUGUGACUAAAAUCUGUACAUACUGGAUAACCUGCAGGCAUAGUAUUCUUGAAGCACAGUAAUGCCAUAAAAGGGUGAUUCUCUUAGAAGGGGGGAUUUCUGUUUGCAAAAAGAGAUGGGCUAGGAAGGUUAUGAAGGUUCACAGGUGAACACACUGGGAUGAGACUAGAGCUCCACUUCAUUUUCUGCUAUAAACACAGGAAUGUUCAAUAUGGCAAUUGGGGUGGGUUGUGUGUCAGCUUUCAUACCCACCACUUUUUUAAAUCCAAUUUAUUUCGUUUACAGAACAGUUUUAGAACCUGUUAUUUAGUAAAAUUUACGUAUACUAAAAAAUCAAUGAAAACAAAUAGCUCAUGUCCCUUCUCUUUAUCUGGUGCUGGAUCAAGAGUAUUAUUUUAAAGGCUGCUGACAACAAACUAUCCAUCUCAUUGGUCUUAGUCCAAAACCCAGGUCAGAUGUUUUUAAGCCAUAUGACCCUGAUUGUUAAAUGUGAUUCCAUUUGAAUAAAAGGUGGAUUGUUUGAGAAA